This is a messenger RNA of Candidozyma haemuli, 1533 nucleotides long. RefSeq names its product threonine synthase (gene THR4). Lineage: Eukaryota; Fungi; Ascomycota; Pichiomycetes; Serinales; Metschnikowiaceae. The record is from RefSeq and is a predicted model, not a curated record. The transcript has a single exon. Gene Ontology annotation, molecular function: pyridoxal phosphate binding; threonine synthase activity. Gene Ontology annotation, biological process: L-threonine biosynthetic process. The coding region runs from base 1 to 1533 and encodes 510 amino acids.
AUGGCAUCAACAUAUAGGUCCACUCGUUGCGCCACCGAUCAAACUUUGUCGUUUGAGGAUGUCGUUAUGACUGGCUUGGCUCAUGACGGUGGCCUUUUCGUCCCGUCUACCAUACCAAAAUUGAACACCACCGUGCUUGAAGAGUGGGAACAUCUCAGCUUCAAUGAGUUAGCUUACGAGGUGAUGCGUCCCUAUAUUUCGAGAGAUGAGAUCCCCGAGAGCGACCUCCGUGACUUGAUAAGCAAGUCUUACUCGUCUUUUAGGAGUACCCAAGUCACUCCACUCAAAGAAUUGAACAAGAAGCAAGGCCUUUAUUUAUUAGAAUUAUUUCAUGGCCCUACCUAUGCUUUCAAAGACGUUGCUUUACAGUUUGUGGGGAACCUAUUCGAAUACUUUUUAGAAAAGCAUAACAGAGGAAUUGACGACGAAGGACAUAAAAAGAAGAUCACUGUUGUGGGUGCAACUUCUGGAGAUACUGGCUCUGCCGCUAUUUAUGGUUUAAGGGGCAAAAAGAACGUAUCUGUCUUCAUCUUAUAUCCGACGGGCCGUGUUUCACCUAUCCAGGAGGAACAGAUGACAACUGUGGAGGACGCUAAUGUACACACAUUUUCUGUUAAUGGAACGUUUGAUGACUGUCAGGAUAUUGUGAAACAAAUAUUUGGAGACCGGGAUUUUGACCAGAAGUACAACGUCGGAGCUGUGAAUUCGAUCAAUUGGGCCCGUAUAUUGGCGCAAAUGACGUACUAUUUCUAUUCAUUUUUCCAAUUAAAGAAAUUGUUAGGACCUGAUGAAGAAAACUCCAAGGUGAGAUUCGUUGUCCCCUCUGGUAAUUUUGGUGAUAUUCUAGCAGGAUUUUACGCUAAAUCAAUGGGUUUACCUAUUGACAAAUUGAUUAUCGCCACAAAUGAAAAUGACAUCUUGGACAGAUUCUUGAAGCUGGGAAAGUAUGAAAGAGGUGGAGAAGUGAAAGCUACCUUCUCACCUGCGAUGGACAUCCUUAUUUCAUCUAACUUUGAACGGUUACUAUGGUACUUAAUUCGCGAUAAUCUGGCUAGCAAAAGCGACAAUGAGGCAGGUAGAGUUCUAGUCGACUGGAUGCAGCAGUUGAAGAUUUCUGGCUCGUUUAGCGCGACCGAUCUAGUUGUUCAACAGGCAAGAAAGGACUUCGAGUCCGCAAAAGUAACGGAUAAUGAGACCAUUACAACGAUAAGGGAGGUUUACGAUUCUGAUACAACAAAGUAUGUUUUAGAUCCGCACUCUGCCAUUGGUGUGAAAGCUACCUUCGACUUCAUGAAUCAAGACAUCGAGGAAAACCUCAAGAACAUCAAAUACAUCUCUUUAGCGACAGCACACCCAGCAAAAUUUUCAGAGGUCGUGGACAAGGCUCUUCUGUCUGUGGAGGGCUAUUGCUUUGAGAAGGAUGUUUUGCCUGAGGAACUUAAGCAACUAUCGGAGAAAAAGAAACGAAUUACCUUAAUCGACGAUGUUUCCGUCGAGCAGGUGAAGAGAAAAAUCAUUGAAAAAUUAUCUUAG